AGACUGAGCGAGGACGAAAUGGCCGACUCGUUGGCGAAGUACGGUCUUUAUAUCGAUGAUUUGAGUAAAAUACGUGUUCUAGAGCCCGAGGCGGCUAAUCAGACGAACAAGCUGAAGGAGGAAUGUCAGAAUUUCGUGUCCAAGAUUACAGAUUUUGAGAAAAAUUCCGAUGAAUUUAUCAAGAUAUUAGACACUUUAGGAAAAGAAGUGGAGAAAGAGAAAAUGAAGACAAUCGGUGCACGGAAUCUGCUGCGUUCCAUCGCGAAGGAAAGAGAAGCCCAAAAACAACAGAUGCAGGCGUUAAUUUUAGAAAAAUCCGUGGAACUGGAACGACUGCGAGUGCAGUACGAAUCUUUUAAGAAGAUUCAAAUUGAACAAUUAGAAACUAUCGAACAUUUGUCGAUGAAUUAAUGAAACUUUUAUAAUAUAUUUCAAAUGCCUUUUUCUAAUUUGUUUAUUAUUAUUAGGUGUUUAAAUCUUGUAAAUAAAUCAAACAAUAAAUACGAUUUAUAAUGAGGA
Molecule: messenger RNA, 519 nt
Organism: Ooceraea biroi (clonal raider ant)
Lineage: Eukaryota; Metazoa; Arthropoda; Insecta; Hymenoptera; Formicidae
Gene: IFT20
Product: intraflagellar transport 20
Biological process (GO): cilium assembly; protein localization to cilium
Cellular component (GO): cytoplasm; ciliary basal body; intraciliary transport particle
Source: RefSeq, a predicted model, not a curated record